Schistosoma bovis is the source of this 3812-nucleotide messenger RNA. The record is from the annotation of a GenBank genome assembly. Lineage: Eukaryota; Metazoa; Platyhelminthes; Trematoda; Strigeidida; Schistosomatidae.
AGAUGACAUUCUGUAUAUCAAGUAUACAAAAGGUAUUGAAAGUAAUUUUAUUAAGGGCUAUGCGGAGGAGAUCCCUGAAAUACAAUUGCAACCUAGUUAUCGCCCCUGUUGGUACUUGCCCCACCAUGCGGUUAUAAACCCGAAAAAGCCAGAAAAACUGAGAGUGGUCCUUGACUGUGCCGCUAAGUUUGCGGGUGUUUCUCUAAAUGAUAUGAUUUAUCAAGGACCCGACACAACGGCUGAGUUAGUGUGUAUAUUAUUGCGUUUUCGCAAAGAAGCAAUCGCAGUCUCUGCGGAUGUUGAAGAAAUGUUCAUGCAAGUGAAGGUCCCUGAGUCUGAUCGAGGAGCCUUAAGAUUUCUGUGGUGGCAGGGGGGAGACAUGUCGAAAGAACCAUCCGAGUUUCAAAUGACAUCUCAUCCAUUUGGCGCCAUAUCAUCGCCGUUUUGCGCGAACUUUGCCUUGAAUAAGACGGCUCAAAUAUUCUCUGACGGUUAUGAUGGUUAUGUCGUAGAUGCUGUUAAGAAUAAUUUCUAUGUUGAUGACUGCUUGGUAUCUUUUCCCACUUGUGAUCAAGCAAAGAGUUUCGUCAAGCAGAUAAGUGAAUUAUUAUGUAGAGGUGGCUUCAAACUAAAGAAAUGGGUUACCAACUCAGAGGAGGUAAGGGCCAUCUUGCCUGAUGUAUGUAAAGAACAGUCCUUGAUAGAAAUGUCUACGGAUUACGACACUACUCAUCGAACCCUAGGUGUAGAAUGGGAUUUUAAACAAGAUGUAUUUAAGUUUUACUUUGAUGCACCGGAAAAACCUCUGACUAGGAGAGGUAUUUUAUCUAUAGUUUCUUCUCUGUUCGAUCCUCUGGGGCUGAUUGCUCCAGUCUGUCUUACUGCCAAACUUCUCUUGCAAAAAUUAUGUAGGUCCCAAAUAGGCUGGGAUCAGCCUCUCAACGAGCCAUACAUGUCCGCGUGGCUAGGCUGGGUAAGUUUUAUGCGUCAGAUAGGUCACGUCACGGUAGCUCGAGGUAUCAAGAGGAAAAUCGACGAACCCGACGCUAAAGUGGAAUUGCACUUGUUCAGUGAUGCUUCAGAGGUUGGUUACGGAGCAGUUGCGUACGCACGAGUCAGCUAUUUGAAGGAGCCACCAUAUUGUAUCUUGUUGUACAGCAAGUCUAGGGUAGCACCUAUCAGACAAGUCACUAUACCGAGACUUGAGAUGGCGGCAGCGGUGUUAAGUGUGAGGCUUAGUGAAGUAUUACGGAGAAGUCUGCCUAAUUUUUUCUGCGAAGUAAACUUCUAUACAGAUUCCAUGAUAGUGUUAUACUACAUUAAGAAUAUGGAGAACCGAUAUAGCACCUAUAUAGCCAACCGCCUCGCUGUGGUGCACCAGUAUACGAAGGUUGAACAAUGGAAUUAUGUAAAGUCGUCACAGAAUCCAGCUGAUUGGACAUCAAGAGGUAUACAAAAAAUGACUGAUCUGGAAUCUUGGUUCAAAUGUCCUACCUUACUGCAUGGCGAAUUCUGUACAACAAUCACUGACUGUCCGGAACCUACUCCUGACGAUAUUGAGUUUAGAAAAACUGCUGUGGUUAACUUGAGUAGUGUAAAGCACAACAUGUCACCUAUUCUCUCUUAUUACUCUGAGUGGUUGAAAUUAGUCAGGGCCAUAGCCUGGCUUAGAAGGUUCAUAGAAUUUCUGAUGGUGCUUCGUUCACCGAGUUAUGAAGGAUCCGUUCAUCUAGGGUAUUUAAAGGUCAAAGAACUUGACGUCGCCACGCGUAAAAUUUUGUUGAUGGUUCAGAAAGAAGUGUAUGGAGAAAUACUUAGUGGAUUUAAAACCAAUGGUAAAGUAGUUAGUCACAAUGAUCUGAAGGGCUUAUCACCGAUAAUGCUUGAUGGGUUACUCUGUGUUGGAGGCCGACUAAGCUACUCAGAUUUCUCAAAUGCCUUUAAACAUCCAAUAAUAUUGCCCAGUCGACACUUAGUGACAGAAAUGAUAAUUAGACAUUAUCAUAAGGAACAAGGGCACACAGGAACGUCACAAGUACUGGCCACGAUUCGAAAAAGGUAUUGGAUAAUAAAAGGAACCAGCACGGUUAGGAGAGUGAUAGGAAAGUGUGUGACAUGCCGGCGGUAUACGAUGGUUACAGGGCAACAAUUGAUGGCACCACUUCCAGCUUGUAGAGUGCAACAAGGAUGGUAUAGCUUCUCAGCCGUGGGAGUAGACUACUUUGGACCCCUUUUUGUCAAAAGAGGAAGAUCACUAGAAAAAAGAUAUGGAUGUGUAUUUACUUGCUUGCAAACCCGAGCAGUACAUAUUGAAAUGACACAUAGUUUGAAUACUGACUCGUUUAUAAUGGCCUUGCUACGUUUCAUUGGAAGAAGAGGGAAACCUGCCGAAAUUUACAGUGACAAUGGAUCAAAUUUCGUGGGUGCGGUCUCUGAAUUAAGGAGGUUUGUGCAACAGUUGAAUCAACAGAAAAUAGACAAAGAACUGUCAGCUAGACAAAUUCAAUGGCAUUUUAACCCGCCCUCAUCCAGCCACAGGGGUGGAGUUUGGGAAAGGAUGAUUAGGUCCAUACGCCGACUUUUAUUGUUGAUAACUAGAGAGCAGACUUUAACCGAUGAGACUUUAAACACUUAUUUGAUCGAGAUUGAAAGGAUAUUGAACGAUCGACCCUUAACUCCGGUCGUUCAAGAUGCUAACGAUAAACUAGCCUUGUCGCCAAAUAGUUUGUUAUUAUUGAGAGAAUGUGACGGAAUAGUCGAAGAAGGUAGCAUCAGAGAUAAAUAUGACAAACGUUGGAAACAGAUUAAUCAUCUUGCUAAUGUGUUUUGGAAAAGGUGGUUAAGAGAGUAUUUACCGUCCCUACAAAAGCGUCAAAAGUGGUUAGUUGAACACCGCAAUUUCCAGAAAGGGGAUGUAGUGAUCGUAGCUUCGGACAUAUCGACUCGUGGAAAAUGGCCCUUGGGCGUAGUUGAAGAUUGUGAAAUAGAUGACGACGGAAGAGUUAGAACAGUGGUUGUUCGUACGAACGGUGGAUUAGUCAGGAGAGAUAUACGUAGAUUAUGCCUCCUUGAAGGCUCGAAUUAGUUCCUCGUGUUAUCUAUAUAGGUAGGUCGAGUAGGCGUACUGUUGUAAGUCCUACUCGUUCCUAUAGUGUGAUAUGCUACAUAAUGAACCAUGACCAUAGGCAUCAAGGUAGCUUGUGUGAUAUGGAGGGAUUUUGGGGGCCGGUGUAAGAUCCAUUUUGAAUGCCUUGUGUGUUUAUGAAAAUCCCUCCAUGUAUGUACUUGCACUUUGUUCCUAUUGAUCUUCUUAGUUGUACAUUGUUAACUUUUGGACUACAUUUGAAUUGUUAAUAUUUGUAUUUUAUUAUAGUUUUCGUUUUUACCACACCUUCACUAAUUCCCCAUGUUUCUUCCCGAACUGCACUUAUGUUGUUUUACUUUAUACUAAGUCUGGGCGGCAGCCAUUUUGGUUUAUCCCUGCUUUUGAUUGCUUGACCUGUGUUGACUGGAAUUGUGCAUUUUGGUUGUGAAUUGAAGCACUCUUCCAGAAUUGAAAACACUCUGUGUUAUAGAGCGACCAAUUAUUACCUUUUGAACGAAUCUGUACGUGAUCUAUCCAGUCAGGAUAGAAUAACAUUUAUUUGUGGUGAUUGGUAAUUUUCUUGCAUUCUUUAUCAACUUUCUUAUUUAUUGUAGUUUAGAUUUGAUCAAUUAAACAAUUAUUGGUUGGAUAGCUGUGUGGUUAUAUUUGUUUAGGUAAUGAUGUAUACUUAAAUUUAUGAUAAAUUAUAGAACCGCUAUCUUACCCG